CCGAGAUUCCCCAACCGGUUGCAUUUGACAAGGUAACAAAUGCAUCCCGAUCUGGAUUUAAUCAGCGGGCAAUGAUAUUUCGCUUAUGCCAAGAUUUUAAUACUUCCAGGUUGGUUUCUGCCCUACCGUACACUACCGGUCUGGGCAAGAACAAUUGCAGUGUGUUAGCGGAUGAAUCUUCAUCUGAUCCCCCUUGGUUCGUCACCGUCUGAUAAUUUCGAGCUCAUCUGGAGUUGGUUUAACUCAGCCGCCUGGCCCUUCUGAACGAGCGUUCUGGCACAGCACUGCAAAGAUGGCACAGCAGUGAUGGCGCGGCACUCAGCGUGAGCUAUGGUUAUCAUCAGUAUCAGACAGCCAUCCCGUGCCGUCUUGUGGAGGUGUUGGUGUGCCACCCCCAAGAGGGAAAGGCAGAUCAAUAGUAGACGGCGCCCCCAUGAACUACAACAAGCCCCCAGACUGCAUCAGGAGCAACGCAGUCAAGCGGCCUUCCCCGACCCACCCGACCGCAACCCACCGCGCCGAACGCCGGCAGCAGAGCAGUGCGCGAUUGGCCCAGCGAGACCCGAUCGUGAUUGCUGUCCAGGCACCCCGGCGGGCCGAAGGGUGGAGUCGGGUGGAUUCAGCAACUCGUUCAUCAGUGCAUCAGGGGGGCCCAAUCCCUGGAGCAGAUCGUGUCGUGGACCGUGGGUGGACUUUUGUUCUCGCCCGUUGUCGCUGUGCCGCGUGUUGUUUCUAUUUUACCAUUUCUGCUGCUUCAGGCUUCUUCCAACGCUCUUAGCCUUUUCUACACCUCAGUCAGCAACGUCUCGCGAUCGAGCGUCUCUGGAGAUUCUCAGUACAGGCAGCGGCCAAGACACACAGCGCAGCUGGAAGAAGCACACCUGGCCUCUCCAACUUUACACGCGUUGGUCAGCUACGGUCUCCUUUCCCAACUGGGCAGUGGCAUUACCGCCCAAAUUUCCACUGCCCACCUCCCUCGUCCCAUUGGUGUCGACCUCGUCCCGCUCGGCAUUGCGUAUAUUUAUCCGGAGCGCCCUUACCAGACGUAUUGACCAACCGAUUGGCAACGCCAGCACGAGCUCGUCAUUGGACUUUCGAGACGCUUCAUCUCCAGUUCCUGGUGGAUGGGUUCCCGCGCCUGGCCGCCCGCGACCGAGCAUCUAGACGGAGCGCAUCGGUUGCAACAACGGUCAACACCAACCGUCAACGACAACCUCGACGUGAACGAGUGUUUCCGCUCCGCUCUCGCCCCACAAGUCCGACG
Molecule: messenger RNA, 1264 nt
Organism: Chaetomium strumarium
Lineage: Eukaryota; Fungi; Ascomycota; Sordariomycetes; Sordariales; Chaetomiaceae
Exons: 2
Coding region: 331-1164 (277 amino acids)
Source: RefSeq, a predicted model, not a curated record